AUGGAGCCAGGGGUUGCCCAGCGUAGUGAAACAUCCUCGCCGAAGAGCUUGCCCAAAGAGCUGGAUAUUUCGCCUAUCAAUAAUGAGGAACUUUCCAUUGAAUUAACGCAGCCGCUCAUUGUGGGAGAGUCAACUUUAGAAGCUAUUGAGAAAUCAACUUCCAUCGUCGAUGAUAAACCAGUUUCUACAAUCGAUGAGGAGCCUGUUAUAAGCAGCAAGAAAGGCAAGAAGAAAAAGAAGGCCAAGAAGACCCAGACAGCGGAAACUGAUGUCGAAGAUGCACCUGCUAAUAUCGAUACGGUCGUCGAUAUAGAAUCCGGUCUUCCUACCAAUGAACCUGUCCCUGAACCAAGCUUCGAGAUCAACAAUACGCAGCAAACUUCGAUCGCGGAGCCAUCUCAGGUCGUCGAUCUAGAGUCUGCAUCAGACCCUCAAAAGCUCAGCACUCUUGAUCAUUCCACAACAGACGACAAGUUGCUCAGAGAGACGCCUAGGCUAUACGACUGGAGCACAAAAGAUAUUUUAUCCAAGGAUGCCGGCUACGUACAGGUACCUGAAGUGCCUGCACCAAACUCCACUGAACUACAAACUGAGAGCCACACGGAUGCUACGGAACUGAGUAACGUUAAAUUGGCCGAGAGCCAAUUUCCGGAGCAUGUGGUUGAAAAGUUGAUGGAUCCUACCAGCUCUUUAAGCGAUCAGAUUCAGCCGCAGCAGGACGUCGGCCGUGGUGAGUCGUUGCAGGACCCGCUCUCCACCAACGAUCCUAGCGAUAACAUGGUAGAUCACUUGGUACAAACCUCUGCAUCAAUGGUCGACAACACCGAAGUCAAUGAUCCAACUACGGAGGGUACUCUUUUUGCAGAGCAGAGUAUUGCUGAACCGUCUGAUACCCUGCAAGAAGAAUCGGGCAGCAAGAAAAAGAAGAGUAAAAAGGACAAGAAAAAACGGCAAAGCGCUGCAUUGGAAUCGAAGCAGGAGCCGGAAACUAUUUCUACUCUAUUCGACGUCGUUGAAGAGAUCGUGCCUUGGGAAACCAGUGAACCUACAUCCGAAGCUCAGGCUCUCAAUGAUGACCAGGUUUUGUCAAGUCAGGCUGAGCAUGAAGGCACUCCAGAUCAUGCCCUAGCUGCCCAGCUUAAGCCAAGCAAAAAGAGCAAAAAUGGAAAGAAUAGUUGGCAGUCCGUCGCCAGCAAUGGCUUUGAUGAGGCUCCUCAGCAGGCUGCUGAAGAAGUACCCCUGCCUGGCAAUGACAUCCAAGACCUGGCAGCCGAGUCUGCUAGCAGUCAGCCCGUCGUCUCGACAACGAGGACGGCGAACACUGAAGAUGGAACCGCUACUGUUCUAGAAUUACAGUCCGAGCCUGAAGCUAAUAUUCCCGUUAGCAAGAAGUCAAAGAAGGACAAAAAGAAAAACCGGCAGUCUGUUAUCUUCGAAGACCCUGCUGGAAACCCCCAUCAACCUGCAGAGGAGAACCCCUUGGCCGACGCCGAGUCCGAAAAUGCCCAGGCAAAGCCUGAUCUUAGUAGCCGACCGCCAAGUUCCUCCAGCAAUCUGGAAGAGGCUGAAAGGAGCCUGUCCAUCGAGGAAAACUUGCCGGCCGAGGACAACUCGUAUGCUGAGAAAAGCUCGCUCGCUAAAGGAAAUGUCGUGACUGAAGAAAGUCUCCUAACGGGCGCAUCUGAUCUCGCCAUGUCAGAGCCGCAGCAUACGCCAGAGCCUGAAGUCGAACUCACUGUCAGUAAGAAGUCAAAGAAAAACAAGAAAAAGAAUCGGGCUUCAUUCCAACUUGACAAUGAACUCAGCGCGACGCCAGGAGAACAGCCUCAGAGCCCGAAACUCUCGCAGGAUACACCGGUCGAUGUACCCGUCAGCACAUUGCCCAUCAGCUUGGAGCCUUCCAGCGUUGUUGACGAGAAGCGUGGCGUUGACCAGGCCGACGCUGAAACACCUUUUAGUGAUGCUCCACGAGAACCUCAAGAUAUGAGUCCACCCAACGAGGAGACGCAAUUGGUUGAGGACGACUUGAACACUAUCUCCAAUAAGUCUAAGAAGGAUAAGAAGAAGAAAAAGAAGCAAGCACUAUCUACUGCCACUUCGGGGGAGCUGUCCCUUGCCGAUGAAGCCGAUGAACAGCCGACCGAAUUAAACAACGAUACUCAACAGGAACGCCAACCAAUCAUCGACUUACCAGUGAACGCCGCACAGCAACAUGUGCACAAUGAGGCUACGCAAGUUGAUGUUGUGAUUGACACAGCAUUGCCCCAUGUUUCACCACUUCAGACCGAAGUCACUGCCCCUGUCGAAAGCACUCAGAACAUCAUUGACCCGCAGAAUGAAAUAGCACGAAGUGUUAUUGAUGCUGCCAUUGAUACACAAACUGAGCUCGAUGCAACUCAAAAUCAACCAGAGAUCGAUCUAACGAAUCAACUUGACGACAUGCCAACGACGCCAAUUGAGCCUUCAGCGGAUGCUGGAACUUAUCUGGUGCCUGAAAUUAAUGAUUCGCUUGACGCUGGCGAGCCCAACCCCGAAAAUCCCAGUAUUCAAGACUUGCCAAUUGCCCCUACAGAGCUUGAGUUCCCAAUGACCACUAAAAGGAAUAAGAAAGACAAGAAAAAGCGAAAGAGCGUAAUCGACGAGAUGCUUGAGUCAACUUCUGGAACGUCUACGCCUAAGGACGAGAUGAAUACAAACUUCCCAGCACCCGAGCCUGCACCAGCGGAUGAUUCUCAAAACCAGCCACAGUUGGAGACCCCACCGCAAAGUGACCAAGCUAUUGUUGACAUUCAGAAGGCAAACACGGAGGAGCAGAAAGCCGGCGACGAUGGAUCAGGCGGUUCUUCAAGCAAGAAGUCGAAGAAGGACAAGAAGAAACGCAAAAGCAAGGUUGAUGAUAACCUUGAUUCAACAUCUGGUCCUGUCAAACCUCAGGAAGAUGCCAACCUUAACAUUCUAGUCCCUGAGCCUGAACCACUGAUCGAGCCUGAACCACUGAUCGAGCCUGAACCACUGAUCGAGCCUCAGGAAGAUGUCGACCUUAACGUUCCAGUCCCCGAGCAUGAGCCUGAGCCGCCGAUUAUGGAAGAACUCGAACCAGCCAAUGUUGACGAACAGAGGCUAAACGACGAGGAAUUGGGCAGCCUGCCGGCGAAGAAAUCAAAAAAAGACAAGAAAAAGAAAAAGAAGGGUAGUCAGGUCCAGGAACCCGAAGCUAAACAGGUGUCUAUUGAGGACACGCAACUUAAUCGCCCGCUUUCACCAGAUACUGCCCCACCAUCAGACAAACCGGUCCUGGCAGCGGCUGAAGAGGCCAUAGCUGCUAUCGCAGAAGAGCUACCUGCCAACCAAUCUCGAUCACCCACUCCAGUCGAUCGAGAGCUUACGGAACCAGUCGUUUCACAGCAACAGCUUGCUGAUGACUUUUCUGAGCAACUGUCUCAAGAGGAACUGCCUGUCGAUUCUACUGUUUCCCCGAGACGCGAGGCUGAGCCAGUAGAGCCUGCUAUUUCAGACCCACCGGAUAUCUCCCGCAAUUUGCCCAUUGAUGAAUCAGCACCGGAGCGUCCACAUUUGACCGCUCGUGGGACUGAAUUCUUUGACCCCGUGGCCUCUCCGUCACAGUUCACCGGUGACGAGCCUUCAAUGUCAACAGAACAACCUCUUGCUAUUGUAGAGGACGGCUUUACGGCCACGGAUAAGGACAAGAAGAAGAAGAAAAGGCGCAGCCUAGCUCAGGAGUCAGAGCUGGGCCGAAAAUCAUCUUUCGAAGAAAGCAUGAAUGAUUGGCCAGCAGAAGCACCACAACUCACUCCAGGACAGGCCACCCCAGGUAUAGAUGACUUUUAUACGCCGAUGGAGCAGCCCAUUGACGCCCAAGAUAUUAAUUUUGCCGAGACUUCAAACAAGAAGCCGAAAAAGGAUAAGAAAAAGAAGCGAGCUGGUCGUAUUAUAAGCGAGGAUUGUUCUACCAUCCCUUCUGAUGAGACUUUUGAUGAGACUUCGGCCGAGCAAUCUAUUCCCAUUCUUCCAGAAUCCAGCGAUGUACCAAACUCAGAGGCGCUCUCAAGCGAUCCCCCGAUUGAGCAACAUCAACUCUCAAUUGAGCAACCUACUCCUAGCCAAGGCCAGCCCGCAGUGGUUUCUACAGUAUCAGAACAUUCCGCAGAGCUCCCGCCACAUGGCCAAGUUCCUGACGAGCAGCCACAUUCCAACACUGAGGCAGUGGAAGCCCCUCUGACUAGUGAAUGCCAUCCUGCGGAUCAGACAACCUUGUCAGAUCCUACCGAUUCCAUCUUGACUCAUCCCCAGGGACCACUUGAGCAGCAAUUUCUUCAGAACGACAUGCAACACAUUGGGGAGCAAGGUCCAGUUGAGCAGCAAGAAACGCCUGUGUUAGAGUCACAACCUUUGCCACAGAUUUCAACGGUGGAGGAAAGCCAAACAGACAACCUGUUAACUUCCAAGUCCAAAAAAGACAAGAAAAAGAAGAAACGCGGUAGCCAACUUUCUGCCGAGGAGCCCUCGCCCAAUCCGGAGGCAGAGCUGCCUGUUACGUUGUCCAAAGACCUGAGCCAAAGUCUUCAUACCAUUCCAAAUCAAGAGCCUGAAAUCGAGCCUGGCCUACAAGCUGUGGAGUCUUUAGCUGAAGAUAUCCCGUCGUCCGAUCCUACAGUAGAACAAGACAACCAGCUUUCUCCUGGAUCAGAUGAGCGGGCCAGCUCUCCAACGAAGAAUUCGAAAACGGACAAGAAUGAAAGAAGGCAGACCAGGCCCCGGGACGAUGGCGUACCACAGGAGGACAUGGUUAUUCCUGGAGAACCUGCACUAUUGGAGCCAGUUGAGGCUGACAUACCUGUCUCCACGGAGGAAUCUGUCUCUAAGCCGCCCAUAUCAGUGGAGCUUCCAAAAGACGACGAUCUUCCGGAAGUUUCCCUAACCAAGAAGUCGAAGAAGGACAAGAAAAAGAAGAAGCAAGCUAGUUCCCCGGAAGAUGACUUGUCGAAGGAGCAGGUAAAAACACCAGCAGAUUCCAAGCUCACAGACUCCCCUGUUGACGACCCGACGCCUGAACCUGAGCUGGCUCAAAUAUCAUUUCAGGAGGAAGAUACGGGAGAAACGCCUGCUUCUAGCAACUCGCUUACCUUGGAGCCUCCUGUUCUUGAGGUGGCUGUCACUCCAGAAAAUUCGAAAUACGACGAUGCCGUCGAAUCUACGACCACUAAGCCUAAGAAGGACAAGAAAAAGAGGAAAAAGACUAGCUCUCUGGAAGAUGAUGUGCUACAGGAUCCAGCUAAGACGGCUGGGCAACCUACUCCCUUUGACUCUGCUCCCCUCGACUCGUUACCUGUGCAGACUAGCUCUACCCAGGAAUCCGAAAGUGAAGUGCCUGUUUUAGCCAACCAAGCUACUCCUGAACUGUUCACUGAACAACCUGAGCUUGAAUUGCCGGUAAUUGAAACAUCCACCGAUCAGCUCGAAUCUAAAGUGCCUGUUUCCAUACCUACUGAUGAGACGUCGAUACCUAUGGAGGAUGCUGAGACCGACAAGGCUAUUGCUGUUGCUAGUACGAAGAAGUCAAAGAAGGACAAGAAAAAGAAGAAAUUAGUUCCUACUUGGGAUGAUAAUGUUCAGCAGGAACCAGCUCGACUAGCCGAAGAGACCGAGCAUGUUUCUGCUGAAGUACCCAACGAAACCCUUCAAUUCGAGGCUUCGACUCCUCUUGAGACACCCCCGCCUGAGUUUUCUACCCCCCUUGAGACGCCACAGCUUGAGUUUGCAACACCCCUCGAAACUUUUAAGGACGAGGAUCCAUUCAACAUUAUUCCAGCCAAAAAAAGCAAAAAGGACAAGAAGAAGAAGCGAGCCAGCACUUGGGAGCCUGAGCCGGAAUCAGAAAUCAUGGUUACAACACCUGCUGAGGACCUGCAGGAGCGUACUGUCGACGCCCCCUCGGCUGAUGAUAGUCAAUUGGAAAGCCAGAAGAUACGUGUAUUGAUUGACAAACUUCCAGAACAGACCAGUCAACAGUCCGCGCUUGAAACACCACUCAGCAGUCAGAUCAAUGUCCAAGACAACGCUGAUAUCCCCCAACAAUCACAAGCAGAGAACGUCGAGAACAAAUUGGAACAGGAGAGCAGCGGCCUCGGACAAAUUGUUGAUGUGUCCAAAGAUGGCCAGAUUGAAAUCGACCAGCUCGAUCUUGUGGCACCAGCAGGAGCUAUCCUAGAGUCAGAACAAAAGGAUGUGAUGGAGGAGCCACGGCCAAGCACUCCAGCGACCACGGAGCAGCCGUUGUCCGAACAGCAGCCCAAAAAUCUUGAGAGCCCUGCCAUCAUUCCACUUGCUGAAGAACCGGCCCCACAACAAACCCCAGUACCCGUCCAAACCACUGAGCAGCGUUUUGAGGAGCUAGUGCCCGAAUUCACCACCACUGAAAAGCUGAAGGACAACGAGAAGACACAAGUUAGCCAGAAUCGUGAUUCCGAGACCGAGCUACUGUCAACACCCGUGGUUGAAGAAGCACCUGAUGGGACAAUAACCAAGGAAUCUGGCACCGUCCUUCAGAAUGAGCAGCCAACUCAAGAAGAUGAGGCUGGAGACAUACUUUCAGGCUUCGUUAGUGGGAAGAAAUCCAAGGACAAGAAAAAAAAGAAGGGCGCCCAAGCACAGGCCUUGGAACCCGAACCUGAACCAUCUUCGUUGACCUUGGCUGGCGAGACCACUAGCCAAGAGGAGCAACCCGUGUCUGCUGUGCCUGUUGAACUGGCUCCGGCUGUUCUGCAGGCUCCUAGCGACGGUAGACCUUUGCCCACUGAGCCAGCCUCGGUUGAGGAGCCAAUCAGUCAUCUGGAACAAAACCCUCCCUCUGUACAUGCUAAGUUGAGCACCGAGGUAGUGCAAACCCUCAACAAUGACGCGACCCUACGCACCGAGUCGAUUCCAGUCGCGUUAGAAAUACCGGAACAGAAUAGCUUUCCAAUCCCUGUCGAGGCUCAACUCGAAGACCCGCUCCCGGAUUUUACCACCAGCAAGAAGUCCAAGAAGGAUAAGAAAAAGAAGCGCGCAAGCCAGUUACAAGAUCAGGAACCCGAAUCCUCGGUUGCAAGUCAUGUCGAACAAGAGCCACUUUCACUCCUGAACGAUCCCAUUACAAGUGUUGAUGAAAUCCCGCUUCCCGAGGACUCCUCCGUCCCCAAAGCUGUUGACACUUUUGAAGAUGCGUUUCCAGAGGUGACGACUGGCAAGAAAUCUAAGAAAGACAAGAGGAAAAAGAAGGGAAGUCAAGUUCUAGAUAUCCCAGAACCUAAAACCCCUCCUGCUUCGGUUGAAGAGAGUCCUUUUGAAACGACGCAAUCCGCCAAGGAAUCACAGUCAAUGCAAGACACCGUAUCUGAGCCACAGCUACCCAAACAGUCAGCCGAAAUUGGUCCUGUUCAAGGGACUGUUGGCGAAGAGACAGUUUCUGAUGUGCCAAUUCCUGAGCAGCUUACCGAAGUUGGGCUCAAGCCUGUAAUUGACGAUUUGAAUACUUCUAGAGAUAUUCAUUCUGAGGUUGAGUUCCCACUCUCUGCAGCUGGCAAGGGAUCAAUGAAGGAGGAAGAUGCUCAGGUUCAAGUUAUUCCAGAACAAGAAAUCUCGCCAACCUCAAUCAAGCCUCAGCCGACUCAAAAGUCUCAACCAAUGCAAGAGUCUCAGCCGACGCAAGAGUCUCAGCCGACACAAGAGUCUCAGUCGACGCAAGAGUCUCAGCCGACGCAAGAGGUAUUCGUCGAGACACCAUUCUCAGAGCCCUUAGAUGUUAAGAUGCAACGGACUCAGGAUACUGUGCAUGACUUUCCGGUUGAGGUCGGAAAUGAAACUAAGGCUGAUAAAUCAACUGCGUCAAGAGACAUUCAGCUUGAAGAGUUUCCCGACACGAUCUCUGGUAAAAAGUCCAAGAAAGCCAAAAAGAAGAAGAAAGGGUCACAAAUCGUGGACACUCUAGAGCCCGAACUUCUGCCUGUGCUGGCUGAGGCAAUUCAGCCGACUCAAGAGACCUCCGACGCCCUGAUUUUCGAUGACCCUGCGGGUGCUGACAACGUCGUUGUAUUGGGAGAAACACCCGCCGUGCGAGACAAUCUGCCAGUCGACAAAGUUCCAGAGUUGACAUUAGGCAAGAAAAACAAGGACGAGGAGAGCAAGAAUGGUACUCAAGCUGUGCAUGAAUGGGAGGAUCCGAUCGCAGCCGCCCCUUCAGAAGAGGUCCACGCUGUUACAGAGGUUGUCGAUGAGUCGCCCGUUCUUGAUCAACCUUCAGGGGCUACGACGGAUGCCAUUGUUGGAGAAUCCAGCACCUCAAAGAAGUUACAGCUUGAAGACGAAUUCCCCGAGAUUGCCACCAAGAAAUCAAAGAAAGACAAGAAAAAGGCCAAGAAAUCUGCUGCUCUUGAGCAUGACCCAGAGAUGAGCAUUUCCAGUGUCACUCCAAUUGAAGAGAAUUUAUUGUCUGUGGGGCCAUUAUCAAAUUUCACAAGAGAUCCAAUCUCAGAUGGUCCAUCUAUUGAGGUACUGACCCCCGGUCAAGACGAGAAUCACUCCGCAGAACAACUCGACAUGCGUCCAGCGUCACCAUCUCAAUAUGUUACACUAUCAAAGGAGCCGGUAUCUGAAGUGAAAAGUUUCGAAGAGCCUGCAUCUAAUAAAGGGGCCAGUGUUCAGCCAGGGUUUAUCCCGCACGAUCAAAUAGAUGUGGAAGCAAUGCCAGCUGAAAGCUUGUCAAACGAUCUGCCUGUGAAGAUCAAUUCUGAUACUACGCCUGCAACUGCUCAGGACGAGCCACGCGAAUUCUUGGAGUCCACCAAGAAGUCUAAGAAAGACAAAAAAAAGGGAAAGAAAGCAAAGGCACCCGAGUCUUUGCCUUGGGAGUACAACGAUCCGGCGAGUGAUAGUCGGAACAUCUCUGAAGAACCUGACAUUUCUCUGAAGCCGAAGCAUGACGAAAUUAUCAACACCAGUCAAUCUAUUGAGACGUCACCCCUCGGCUUGUCGCAAGAAGCAGCCUCAAAUCUGCCCACCCAAGAGGUCCCUUCCAGGCAAAUAGACAUAGCUCUGACCGAACCAAUUCCUAAGAUGGCAACUACACUUGUGGGUAAGCCUGAAAGUUCUGCCUCAGGUAACGUGGAGGAAGAUCCGAUGCCUGUCGUUCGCAAGAAAUCAAAGAAGGACAAGAAGAAGCAGAAGGCUCUUGCGCAGCUCGAUUCCGAGCCCACAUCUGGCACCCAGACGCCAUUGGUACAUGAGGAAACUCAUGCUCUGCUUGAUGCAGAGCUUUUGCCCAUCGAAAGUGAAACUCUUGGCACCCGUCACAUUAUCGAAGAAGUCUCAGCUCAUGAACCUUUGGAGCUGGGUAUCAGCGGGAAGCAAGUGUUAGAGCCACCCGAAGCUGAUGAGCCAAUUGCCGCUGGGGAGGUUGACUCCGGCAGCCAGGAAGUCAAAAUGAACAAACAGAAGCGCGAGUCAGCGGCACAGGAUGGGUCUGAACAGCCUACUGAAGUACAGACCCCUCCAGCUGAAGAAGUGCCAUCGAACGCUGAUGUUGACACUGUUAUCACCGCCGCCGAAUCGAGUUCACCCCCGGACAAUGAACAGGCAAUUCCCGAAGAGCUCCAGCAAUCUCCGCCCCAACAAGAGGAGUGGCCACAUCAUAUCGCUAAGAAGUCUAAGAAAGACAAGAAAAAGCGCAAGUCAAUUGGCGCCCUGGAAACCGAGCCAGCAUCAGGCACUCAAACGCCUUUAGUUGAGGACGCACCUCUAGACUUGCCAACCACAGAGGUGACUGAGACUUUCCCUGCCGAAGCGUCAGAACCAAUUAUUUCUAUCCUGGACGAUCCGACAGCGGUAUCCACCGAGAAUUUGGCAAAAGACAAACGGCGCGAGUCAACUGGUUUGCUGGAGUCUGACCCCCCAAUAUCGGGUACUCAAAUAACGUUGGCUGAGGAUUUGCCGCCGGGCCAGCCAAAUCCAGAGAUUAUCAAAUCUCUGUCCGCUGAAGUGCACGAGCCAGACACUCGAACCGUAGACGAAUGGUCCGCUUUACCUUCGAAAAAGUCCAAGAAAGACAAAAAAGGGAAGAAAAGCAAAUCAUCAGGUACUGCAACUCCAUUGGAGCCAGCCCAACCGACCAUUGAACCAACUGCAAAGGUCCAAGAACCCUUGACCGAUGAAGUUAACUCUUCGAAAGCCAAAGACGUUUGGGAAGAUGACGAGUUUUUCAAGCCGAAAGACCCUGUUUCCGCAGCCGGCUCAAGCGACGACAGCCGCCAGGUACGUGGCAUCGAUUCGCAAAGGCCAGGCACGCCUCAACAUCUUUCGACUUCUGCAACUGCGCCCACGGUAGACGUGGACCUCUCGCCCGCUCAAUUGACAAGUCAUGUCGCUCACGAUAAACCAUUCGACCAGACGACACAGCCUGGGAAGAAAAAGCGGACCAAUACAUUCCUUGGUGACACUGAAAUUCCAGAACCAAUCUCUGCAAUUGAGCCUGUCUCUACUGCAAACGAACCCGUCAUAGCUCAUCUGGAGGACCCAAUCCCCAUCAUAGAUGAGCCCAUUAUCACCAGCACGGUCCUUGAUGAAAUGGCGGAGGACAAUGCCAGCCAAUCAAAACUCCCGCUUCCACCACCGACGGCUAGAGAUAUCGCUAUAGAUUAUCUGAACCCUCAAGCUGCUGAGUCUAGGAGCACACCCUUUCAGCCAGAAGUGAAUCUGACAUCGCCAGACCCCUACCCGACCCCAAGUCUCGAAUAUGCUGUUUCCUACCUCAAGUCAGAGCCAAAAAA
Truncatella angustata is the source of this 10820-nucleotide messenger RNA. RefSeq lists its product as uncharacterized. The record is from RefSeq and is a predicted model, not a curated record. The transcript has a single exon. The annotation marks the transcript as partial. Lineage: Eukaryota; Fungi; Ascomycota; Sordariomycetes; Amphisphaeriales; Sporocadaceae.